Messenger RNA from Dibothriocephalus latus, 444 nucleotides. The record is from the annotation of a GenBank genome assembly. Lineage: Eukaryota; Metazoa; Platyhelminthes; Cestoda; Diphyllobothriidea; Diphyllobothriidae.
AUGUGUUCGCCUCAGGCUCGUGCCGGUCAAUGUCCCCUGAAGACUGUACUCGAUUUCACUCGAGCCUACACUGGUGAAGAAAGCUACAGCGUGUGGUCAGUUCUAGCCCAGGGACUGGGUUCUGUUCGCGUCCUCCUCCAAGAGAUGGCAUACAAGGCCGGCGAUGAGGUUGUCUUCUCUGAACUCUCACCGGAGGAGGUUGGUCUCAAUAACCUCUACACCCAAUUGGCCUUGCCUGUUUACGAGAAACUUGGCAUGUACUACUGCGAGAAAGGCUUCCAAAAUUCCUACUUUAAAAUGCCUAACUGGAUUCAAACACCGAAGCAUAAAACCGACCCUCCUCAAGAAGUCUCUCUCUUUUUCCUAGGUUUUGACCCUAAACCAGAAGACAGCAACAAUGAUAGCCUCCUCCGGCCGAUAAUCCUGGAGGUUCUCGGUCGUGCU